AUGUCACCACCACCGAAUUCGACUUACCUUACGCCACAGACCACCAAGGUUCAGAACACAAGGCUGCGGUUACUCAAUGCCCUCCAAAAUGGACAGUACCCCCUCCUGACCUUCAUGGCCAUACCAUCGGUGCGGAUGGCACAGAUAGUCGCGUUGACAGGCCUCGACGGGAUCAUCAUCGAUUGCGAGCAUGGCAACAUCGACGACGCAGCAAGCCACGACUCUGUCGCCGCAAUCUCAGCACUGGGUGUAUCACCAAUUAUACGAAUCCGGGGUCCCACUCACGACAUCAUCAAACGGGCACUUGAUACUGGCGCACAUGGCAUCAUGGUUCCCCAAAUCAACACCGCAGAAGAGGCGCGGCAAAUCGUUGCAUCGUCGAAAUUUCCCCCACAAGGCGUUCGAGGACAAGGCUCAGCUUUUCCAGCCAUUGCACAUAGGUUGACAACACCUCAAUAUAUGCAGUCAGCCAACGAGACGAUCAUCACUAUGAUUCAAAUUGAGACCAAGGCCGGAGUCGAAAAUGUGGACGAGAUCUGUACCGUUCCAGGGGUUGAUCUUGUUUUCAUUGGACCCAACGAUCUUGCACAGUCACUCCUUGGCUAUACACCGGCCAAAGGGGACGAGCCAGUCUUUCUUGAAGCGCUGGACAAGAUUGUUGCGGCUGCUCGGCGGCAUGGCAAAUGGGCAGGUCGUAUGGUGAACAAUGGCACAGUGGCAAAGGAUGUGCAGAAGACUUUCGACAUGGUGGCGGUCACCGGUGACACAAAGGCUAUGCAAAAUUGGUACACCAGUGAGAUUGCAUUGGUACGGAAAUGA
This is a messenger RNA of Zasmidium cellare ATCC 36951, 819 nucleotides long. RefSeq lists its product as uncharacterized. Gene Ontology annotation, cellular component: cytoplasm. Bases 1 to 819 code for a protein of 272 amino acids. The record is from RefSeq and is a predicted model, not a curated record. The transcript has a single exon. NCBI's taxonomy places the organism in Eukaryota, Fungi, Ascomycota, Dothideomycetes, Mycosphaerellales, Mycosphaerellaceae. Gene Ontology annotation, molecular function: aldehyde-lyase activity.